AUGGGAAAGAAGAACAACAAGAAAGCAGGAGGAGAUAUCUGGGAUGAUGAAGAUAUGAUGGCAGAGCAGCCACAAGCUGAGGAAUUUGGAGCGAGCCAGUCCGCUUCCGAAGAGACUCCAGCUGCAGAAAGCACGGCAAACAAUGGCGCAGAUGAGGCCUCGGCAGAUGAUAUUGCUGGUGACUUUCUCGGAUUAAUCCGUAAGAAUAAGCAGAAGAAAGCCGAAAGGGAAGAGGAAAAGAGCAAAGCUGAGGCAAACGGAGGAGCUCCCAAGAUUUUGUCCAAGAAGGAGAAGGAAAAGUUGAAAAAGGAGGCCGAAAAGCAGAAGAAGAAAGAGCAGGCCCAGGCAAAGAAGCAGCAGCAGGCUACCAAAAAGGAACAGAUCAAGGAGGCCAACAAACAGAAUGCAGCAGCUGCAUCAGCCUCUGCUACUCCUGAACCAGAGGAACCGCAGUCGGCUGCUGCUGCUGCUGCUGCAAAGGAGGAAAAAGCCAAGCCGGCAAAGAAAGGUAAGAAAGCUCCCGCUGGUCUUGCGGCUUUGAAGAAACAAUUGGAGUUGAAAAAGCAAAUGGAGGAGGAGCAAAGGAGAUUGGAAGAAGAAGAAGAACAGCGUUUACAGGAGCAGGAAAAGUUGGCCGCGGAGGAGGCAGCAAGAGCCGAGGAAGCAAGAGCUGCAAAGAAAGAGAAAGAUCGAUUGAAAAAGGAGCAAUUGAAGGCAGAAGGUAAACUUUUGACCAAGAAGCAAAAGGAAGAAAAGAAAUUGCAAGAACGUCGUCGCGCUCAGCUUCUUCAAGCUGGAAACGUUGUCGUUCCCGGCUUGCAGAAAGCCGAAGGUGAAGACGCUGCCAAACCAAAGAGGGUCGUUUACACAAAGAAGAAGUCCACAAAGCCAAAGACUUUUACUCAAAAGCCCGUGCAGACCAAAACUGACGAGGAGAGUAAAGAAAAGAACGACAAUGCGGAGGAAGAGGCUUUUGUAGACGACUGGGAAAAGAUGGCACUCAAUGAUGAAGAUGAAGAAGAAGGUGAAGACCAAAAGGAAGCUGAAAAGGAAGAGGAAAUUGCUGAUUGGGAAGCAGCAGCUAUUGCGGGAGAGAAGGAAGCAGACGACGAGGAAGAAACGCAAGAGGACGACGAGGAGUCCAAGAGAGAAAAUGAACUCGGCCAUAAAGAGGCUUCAGAAAAAGAUGCUGCCGCAAAGAAGGUGGCUGCUGCCAAGACCGCGAGCGAUAGAAGAGCCGAAGUCGAGUUGGAUGACAAGGAAGCUCAGAAAGAAGCUCAAGUUUCUGCUCCUGCCCCUGCUGCUGCUCCUGCUGCUGCUCCUGCUGCGAAGAAAGCCGAGGCUGCAACCACGACCCAGAAGAAACCCGAGGGUGCCGCCACUGAGAAGGAAUUGCGUUCUCCAAUUUGCUGUAUUUUGGGUCACGUCGAUACCGGUAAGACCAAGUUGUUGGACAAGAUCCGUCAAACGAAUGUGCAAGGUGGUGAAGCGGGUGGUAUCACCCAACAAAUUGGUGCAACUUACUUCCCAGUUGAUGCCAUUAAGCAAAAGACCGCUGUUAUGACCAAGUAUGAGAAACAACUUUUCGAAGUGCCAGGGUUGUUGAUUAUAGAUACACCAGGCCACGAGUCCUUUUCAAACUUGAGGUCGCGUGGUUCGUCGUUGUGUAACAUUGCCAUUUUGGUUAUCGAUAUUAUGCAUGGUCUUGAACAGCAGACAAUGGAGUCAAUAAGGUUGUUGAGAGACAGGAAAGCCCCCUUUGUUGUUGCAUUGAACAAGAUUGAUAGAUUGUACGACUGGAAAGAAACGCCAAACAACUCGUUUAGAGACUCAUUUGCUCAGCAAUCCAAAUCGGUUCAGCAGGAAUUCCAAAACAGAUACGACCAAAUAAAGUUGGCGCUUGCCGAGCAAGGUUUGAACUCGGAGUUGUAUUUCCAAAACAAAAGCAUGGCCAAGUACGUCUCCAUUGUCCCCACGUCAGCUGUCACGGGUGAAGGUGUGCCUGAUUUGUUGUGGUUAUUGCUUGAAUUGACCCAAAAGAGAAUGUCGAAACAAUUGAUGUACUUGUCCAAGCUCGAAGCCACCAUUUUGGAGGUCAAGGUGGUUGAAGGUUUCGGGUUCACCAUUGAUGUUGUGUUGUCGAAUGGUGUGUUGAGAGAAGGAGAUAGGAUUGUCCUUUGUGGAUUGAAUGGACCAAUUGCGACAAACGUGAGGGCUUUGUUGACGCCACCUCCAUCGAGAGAGUUGCGUAUAAAGUCGGAAUACAUCCACCAUAAGGAAGUGAAGGCCGCGUUGGGUGUCAAGAUUGCAGCCAACGAUUUGGAAAAAGCCGUUGCCGGUUCGCGUUUGUUGGUUGUUGGCGAAGACGACGACGAAGACGAGAUGAUGGACGAGGUCAUGGACGAUUUGACGGGCUUGCUAGAUUCAGUUGACACAUCGGGUAAAGGUGUAGUGGUGCAAGCGUCGACGUUGGGAUCUUUGGAAGCGUUGUUGGAUUUCUUGAAAGAUAUGAAGAUCCCCGUUAUGUCGAUUGGUUUGGGUCCAGUUUACAAGAGAGACGUUAUGAAGGCCGUUACGAUGUUGGACAAGGCGCCCGAGUUGGCUGUGAUGUUGUGUUUCGAUGUCAAGGUUGACAAGGAAGCAGAACAAUAUGCCGCUGAAAACCACAUCAAGAUCUUUAACGCGGACAUCAUCUACCACUUGUUUGACGCAUUUACCGCUUACCAAAACAAAUUGUUGGAAGCACGCCGGAAAGAGUUUAUGGAGUACGCUGUUUUGCCCUGUGUUUUGAAGACCAUCCAGAUCAUCAACAAGAGGAACCCCAUGAUUAUUGGUGUUGAUGUCAUUGAAGGUGCCGUGAAGAUAGGCACACCCAUCUGCGCCGUGCGCCACGAUCCAGUCACUAAGCAACCAAACAUCAUGGUCUUGGGUAAAGUGACGUCGCUAGAGGUGAACCACAAGCCUGCCGACUCGGUCAAAAAGGGACAGACCGCCGCCGGUGUCGCUAUGAGGUUGGAAAACCCAUCGUCGGCCCAGCCAACGUGGGGACGCCACGUUGACGAGAGUGACAACUUGUACUCGUUGAUCUCGCGUAGAUCCAUCGACACCUUGAAAGACCCUGCAUUCCGCGACACGGUGUCUAGAGAUGAUUGGUUGUUGAUUAAGAAAUUGAAGACGGUUUUCGAUAUAAAGUAG
Lodderomyces beijingensis is the source of this 3195-nucleotide messenger RNA. Lineage: Eukaryota; Fungi; Ascomycota; Pichiomycetes; Serinales; Debaryomycetaceae. The record is from the annotation of a GenBank genome assembly.